AUGACGAAGCCAUGGACGUACCUCAGCUUGAAAGCUGUCUUUCAAUACAUGGAUGGUAAUAAGCGACUGGAAAUCAAUUCCCAUUGUCCAACGCUUCGAUCAGCUGAAAGCUCAGUGCCGUUGAAUCUGCAAUCUCUGACUCUCAAAAAAAGAAAAAUUGUGGCGAUUGAUGUCUGCUACAAGGUGGAAUCAAAAUCACAAAUGAUCAAAUCAAUUUUGGACGGCAGAAAAGAAGUUCGCGUGGAUAUUUUGAAAAUUCGCAAUUCAGGAGUAAUCCCAGACAGCCUGAAAAUCAGAACGAAGAGGUUGGACUCUGGAAACUUAGACCUCGAAAGGGUGAUUCCUUUUAUCAACAGAGCUAGCUUUCCGUUGAGAGAACUGCGAGUGAAUAUUGCCAAGACUCCAAGUUUCGAAAAGUAUUUGGGAUGCGCUCAGACAUUAAUACUUUUCGUGACUAACCAUGAUCAACAACAGGAAGAUUUGAUUCGAAGCAUUUUGUAUGACCGCAAGAGCCUAAAUAUAGUGCUAGAAAACAUUAGUUUGUCGAGUAAUGAAACGGUUACUCUCAUCCAAAAUUGGAGAAAUAACCAGAAAAAAAUUGGAACUGUCUUGACAAUGGAGAAUAUAUUCCGGAUUGUACCGAUAGUUUUUCCUGGUGUUGACGAAUUUUCUUAUGUUGACGAAAUACUACAAGUUUCAAAUGGAACCCAUGCUAAUUUCAACGAUUCCGUUCUACAAAACAAUAUGGAUCGUCGUUGCAUUUCGUUCCCAUUCAACCAGACGUCCGAGCUGGUUUUGUACAGUGUGAGAGAUGGACCAAUAUGGAAUAGAAGAAUCAAACUUGAAGUGAUGCCAAUCGGAUCUACUGGACCAGAAACCCUUUUUGAUAUUUUCAUAGAUCUACUGGUUCUUUUAAGUUAUAUAUUUUUACUGCUAAUCGCCCUCAUUUUUGUAGCAUUGGCCUCAGCGAAAUUGGACACAAUGCUUGCAGUGCGACGGACCGAUUGA
Molecule: messenger RNA, 1008 nt
Organism: Caenorhabditis remanei
Lineage: Eukaryota; Metazoa; Nematoda; Chromadorea; Rhabditida; Rhabditidae
Exons: 3
Coding region: 1-1008 (335 amino acids)
Source: RefSeq, a predicted model, not a curated record